Molecule: messenger RNA, 3175 nt
Organism: Lepus europaeus (European hare)
Lineage: Eukaryota; Metazoa; Chordata; Mammalia; Lagomorpha; Leporidae
Gene: ZNF274
Product: zinc finger protein 274
Exons: 8
Coding region: 325-2160 (611 amino acids)
Biological process (GO): regulation of DNA-templated transcription
Source: RefSeq, a predicted model, not a curated record
CUCUGGGUCACCUCCCACGAAGCAUGUGGCGUCCGCAGCCUAGAAUCCCCCACCAGUAACCACCUCCUGUACAGUUGGGUCGCCGAGGUGCCCCGACGAGCGCCUUCCUCCUGCACACCCGGCCUUCGCCUGCAGCCCCAAAGGGCCGGCCAAGAUGGCUGCCGCCCGAGGGAGGUCGAGCGGGGCGCGCCGCGGGGGCGUCUGGGAGUUGUAGUCCAGGUUCGCGUGCUGACGCACUUCACCGUGGGCCGACGGGCGCCAUUCUGCAGCGCGCGCCGGGACUCUGCUCACUCUUACGAGAGACACACUGAAGAGGAGGAAAGUAUGGCCUCCAGGCUUCCGACGGCCUGGCCCUGUGAACCAGUGACCUAUGAAGAUGUAACAAUGGGUUUUACCCCGGAGGAGUGGGGACUCCUGGACCUCAAACAGAAGUCCCUGUACAGGGAAGUGAUGCUGGAGAACUACAGGAACCUGGUCUCAGUUGAGCAUCAGCUUUCCAAACCAAAUGUGGUGUCUCAGUUAGAAGAGGCAGAAGACUUCUGGCCGGUGGAGAGAGGAAUUCUUCAAGACCCCUUUCCAGAAUGUCCUGAGACUCAGGUAGACUCUCAAAUUGAUCUUCCUGCUGAGAAUCCCCUGACAAAGAUCAAGGUUGUUGAGGUCCUCACACUGAACCAGGAAGUGGCUGGUCCCCGGAAUGCCCAGAUUCAGGCUCUCUAUGCUGAAGAUGGAGGCCUGAGUCCAGAUGUCCUCAAGAAACCAGGCAACCAUCCAGCCGACCCAGAGACUGCUCGCCAGAGGUUCCGGCAGUUCCGUUAUGAGGAAGCAUCUGGUCCCCAAGAGGCGCUGGCCUUGCUUCAUGAGCUGUGUCACCAGUGGCUGCAGCCUGAAGCACACUCCAAAGAGCAGAUCCUUGAGCUACUGGUGCUGGAACAGUUUCUGGGUGCACUGCCAGGGAAGCUGCGGACGUGGGUGGAGUUGCAACACCCAAAGGACUGCCAGGAGGUAGUGGCCCUGCUGGGUGAUGUGACCUGGAUAGCCAACGAGGAAGCACUGCCUGCCCCAGGAUCUGUCUGCUCUCUUGAGGUCACUGCUGAACAGAAGGAGGAGAAUACGGCUAUGGUGGUGCUACUGCCUGAGGAGCCAGUGACCUUCCAGGAUGUGGCUGUGGACUUUAGCCAGGAGGAGUGGAGGAUGUUGGACCCAACAGAGAGAAAUGAAUACCAUGAUGUGAUGCUGGAGACGUUUGAGCACCUGGUCUCUGUGGGGUGGGAGACUACACUGGGAAACAAGCAGUUAAUUGAAAAAUCUGAUAUUCCUGAAGAAGAACCAGGUCAUGACCUCAAAGUGGAAGAAUUCUCAAGAGAUGACACUGGGUCCUCUACCCCAGAAGAUGUCUUGCAGGAUGGGGUCCCAGAAGUCCUAGACAGGGCAUUGGAACAAGUGGAAUUCACUCAGGACAAAGUCCUCCCUCAGGAACAGCACUGCGAAAGCCCUGAAUCUCAGGUAGGCACAGAUCUUGACAUAAGCCAAGCUUCUCUCCAGAAAACUCCUCCUAGAAAACGUUUGCGCAAACGUGUCUCAUGGGUUACGAACAUGACAUGUAAUUCACAGAAGAGCUGUGAAAGGGAAAAGGCCAAGAAAAGCAGUGGUGCUAAGAAAACCAGCCAGAAUGCUCAGCAGAUUACAUUUAUAAGACUUCACAAAGGGAGCCAAAUUUGCCGGUGCAGUGAAUGUGGCAAAAUGUUCCGGAAUCCAAGAUACUUUUCUGUACAUAAAAAAAUCCAUACAGGAGAGAGGCCCUAUGUGUGUCAAAUCUGUGGGAAAGCAUUUGUUCAGAGCUCCUCCCUCACACAGCAUCAGAGAAUUCAUAGUGGUGAAAGACCAUUUGAAUGUAAAGAGUGUGGAAGGACUUUCAAUGAUCGCUCAGCCAUCUCCCAGCACCUGAGAACUCACACUGGCGCGAAGCCCUACCAGUGUAAGGACUGCGGAAAAGCCUUCCGGCAGAGCUCGCACCUCAUCAGGCAUCAGAGGACUCACACUGGAGAGCGCCCAUAUGUGUGUAGCAGAUGUGGAAAGGCCUUCACCCAAAGCUCCCAUCUUAUUGGGCAUCACAAAACGCACAGUAGGAUGAAGUGGAAGAAGAAAGAGCGUACCUCAUAGUCUCAGGCCAGCUUGAUCGCACAGUGCAGUGCACAGGCCUGGUUGUGAUUCAGAACUCAGUGGGAAAGGGAAGCAUUGAAUGAGGACAUUCCCAAGACCAAAGGAAAAAACAAGGAGACCACCCAGCCCAUGAGGAGUAAAUAAGAAAACUGGGGAAAUAUUAAUACAUCUAUCAGUAGGAGUAAAAGUUUUAAUUUCUUAAUUAAGUUGUUAUUUGUUUGCUCAUUCAUUUGAUCAUUAAAAAUGAUAUUACUGAAAUAUGAAAACGCUAAUAAUUUUAAGAAGCCAGAUACCAAGUAAUCUGUGCCCUAAUGGUUAUAUCUGUGGUAAAGUAUUUAUUGUAGAUGGAUAAGGACUAAAAAAGAAUGUAGGGCCGGCGCUGUGGCUUGCAGUGCCAGCAUCCCAUAUGGGUGCCGGUUCAAGUCCCGACUGCUCCACUUCUGAACCAGCUCUCUGCUGUGGCCUGGGGAAGCAGUAGAAGAUGGCCCAAGUCCUUGGGCGCCCGCACCUGCAUGGGAGACCAGAAGAAGCUCCUGGCUCCUGGCUUUGGAUCAGCACAGCUCUGGCCAUUGUGGAUAUCUGGGGAGUGAACCAGCAGAUGGAAGACCUCUCUGUCUGCCUCUGCCUUUCAAAUAAAUAAAUAAAUAAAUCUUUUAAAAAAAAAUGUAGCCGGCACCGCGGCUCACUAGGCUAAUCCUCCGCCUUGCGGCGCCGGCACACCAGGUUCUAGUCCCGGUCGGGGCACCGAUCCUGUCCCGGUUGCCCCUCUUCCAGGCCAGCUCUCUGCUGUGGCCAGGGAGUGCAGUGGAGGAUGGCCCAAGUCCUUGGGCCCUGCACCCCAUGGGAGACCAGGAGAAGCACCUGGCUCCUGCCAUCGGAUCAGCGCGGUGCGCCAGCCGCAGCGCGCCUACCGCGGCGGCCAUUGGAGGGUGAACCAACGGCAAAGGAAGACCUUUCUCUCUGUCUCUCUCUCUCACUGUCCACUCUGCCUGUCAAAAAGUAAAAAAAAAAAAAA